GACGGCGACGAUACGCGCCCUGCAUCGCUUACGCCCAAAUUAGAUCAGUGUAUCUAAACGCGACAAGCUAGUUUUGACGUCUUAUAGAGUGUCUUAGCUUCUUUGGCUAAGUUCAACAUAGAGAAAACGUAUCAUAGGCAGAAUUACUCGAUGAUAUAUAUACUCAACAAAAUGAAGAAAAAUGUGUUUCUCAUAAUGUUCGUGCUUACUUAUGUUCCUGCUUAUAAUAAAUCUGCGUCUUUAAAAGUCGGUGCUAUAUUUCACGCUGGAGAUGAGAAUUAUCAUAAAGCAUUCAUCACAGCUAUUGAAGAUUUAAAGAAAGAUCGUUUAUCUAAAAUUGAACUGGAACCACGAAUUAUCUGGAUAAAUUCUACAAUCGACAGUUUCAAAACAGCUCACGAAGUUUGCAAUUUGGUAACCGAAGGCGUAGCAGGAAUAUUUGGACCAGCCAAUUCCUACACACGUGAUAUCGUUUCGAGCAUAACUGCAAAAUUUUAUAUACCUCAUAUUGAAUACACAUAUCGCCAAACAGAAGAAUCAAAAAUUUGGUCAAAUGAAGUUAAUAUGUAUCCAGAUAAUAAAUACGUUGCUAAGGAUCUCAAAAUGCUGCCUGUGUUCACCAUAUUAAAUGGAACUUACGUGAACAUCACUGGAUUUCAAAUGAUUUCUAGCGAAAAGGUACCGCUGAUUAUAAAUACAAUUGAAGAAGCUGUUAUGUAUGACGCUGUUAAUCACUUCAAAGAGGCUCUGAAUGUCUUAAGUACUAAAGAUCUGGAAAUACAACCGGCUCCAUUGGCUUGUAACGAUACUGAAAAAUAUGAAAUUGGACUUGAAGUUGCAUCUUUACUUCGUGACUUGUCAAGAAAGGGUGAACUCACUGGACACAUAGAAUUCGAUGAAGAAGGCCGACGAACUUUCAAUGCGUCAAUUAUUUCCUUUCAAUUGCAUGAGUACGUUCACACUCAAAACUGGAAUUCACAGGAAGGUCUGACUGUAUUAAAGGAUAGUGAUUCUUCUAAGAAUUAUGCAGACACAAUUUUCUCAUCAAAAAAUUUUAUAGUAAUUACAAAACUGGGAGCACCUUAUGUAAUGGAAGUCAAAGAUGGUUCAACUGGGGAAAAUCAAGUUACGAUUAAAGACAAGAAGUAUGAAGGUUACUGUAUUGAUUUAAUGCACAAAAUUGGAGAGCUUUUAAAAUUUAAGUACACGUUUGAAUUAGUAGAAGACAAGCAAUAUGGGUCAUAUGAUCCGAUAAAAAAAUCAUGGAAUGGUCUUGUUCAGCGGAUAUUAGAUCGUAAAGCUGAUUUGGCAAUUUGUGACCUGACAAUUACAUUUGAACGAAAAAACGCUGUGGAUUUCACAAUGCCAUUUAUGACACUUGGUAUAAGCAUUCUCUUUAGUCAACCAGAAGACAAGGAGCCAAAUUUGUUUUCUUUUUUAUCACCACUAUCUACUGAUGUUUGGAUGUACAUGGCGACCGCGUACUUAGCUGUGUCCCUUAUGCUGCUUUUCCAAGCCAGAAUGGCUCCCGGAGAGUGGGAUAAUCCGCAUCCAUGCAAUUCAGAACCAGAGGAGUUAGAAAACAAUUUUAACUUGAUGAAUUCGAUGUGGCUUACCAUGGGAUCUCUUAUGCAGCAGGGAUCCGAUAUUCUACCUAAGGCUCCUUCCAUCCGCAUGGUUGCUGGAAUGUGGUGGUUUUUCGUCUUAAUCAUGGUAUCUUCAUAUACUGCAAACUUAGCAGCUUUCUUGACUGCUGUAAAAAUGGAUGUCUCAAUUAACAGCGCAGAUGAUCUGGCCAAACAAACUAAAGUUAAAUAUGGUGCUCUUAAGGGUGGCUCCACAUCCAGCUUCUUCGAACAUUCAAAUCACACCACCUAUCAGCGCAUGUGGACAGCAAUGAAUGAUGCAAAACCGUCAGUUUUUACCACAAGUAAUGACGAGGGCGUUGAACGUGUACGAACUGGUAAGCGAGGUUAUGCUUUUCUCAUGGAAUCGACGUCUAUUGAAUACACUGUCCAAAAACAUUGCGGUCUUACACAGGUCGGAGGUUUAUUGGAUAGUAAAGGAUACGGAAUUGCAAUGCCUUUAAAUUCCCCUUAUCGCACGGCAAUUAGUGGAGCAGUUUUAAAACUACAAGAAAGUGGAGAAUUAGGACAGUUAAAAGAACAUUGGUGGAAAAAGGUUGAAGCAGAUCCAGGAUGUAAUACAGAUCGUGGUGGAGGCGGAGGUGCUGAUGCUGACGCUCUAAAAAUGUCUAAUGUUGGUGGUGUUUUUCUUGUUUUAAUGUGCGGAUGUGGCGUCUCUUUUGUAAUUGCCUUAUGCGAAUUUGCAUGGAAUGUACGAAAAGUUGCUGUCGAAGAAAAGGAAAAUUCCGAUGUGCCGUCACACCGCAGUCUGCCUAGCCCCUCCCCGAAUUAAUUGAGCGGUGUCAGGCAAAGUCAGAAGUAACACUUUCACUUCGGAAUCUGCCUAGUUAAAUUUCGAAGUGCCAGUUAGGCUCUGGUAAAGUCCGGAGUAAAAAUAAAAUCCCUCUAAUAGCUUAAUUGGAAAAGCACCUGACCGGAAAUCAGAAGUUUUGUGGUUCGAUUCCCAAUGGAAUGAAGAUGG
Molecule: messenger RNA, 2607 nt
Organism: Belonocnema kinseyi
Lineage: Eukaryota; Metazoa; Arthropoda; Insecta; Hymenoptera; Cynipidae
Product: glutamate receptor ionotropic, kainate 1-like
Exons: 15
Coding region: 151-2418 (755 amino acids)
Biological process (GO): modulation of chemical synaptic transmission; monoatomic ion transport; synaptic transmission, glutamatergic
Cellular component (GO): postsynaptic membrane; plasma membrane
Molecular function (GO): transmitter-gated monoatomic ion channel activity involved in regulation of postsynaptic membrane potential; glutamate-gated receptor activity
Source: RefSeq, a predicted model, not a curated record